Fomitopsis serialis is the source of this 1098-nucleotide messenger RNA. RefSeq lists its product as uncharacterized. NCBI's taxonomy places the organism in Eukaryota, Fungi, Basidiomycota, Agaricomycetes, Polyporales, Fomitopsidaceae. The transcript has a single exon. Bases 255 to 1046 code for a protein of 263 amino acids. The record is from RefSeq and is a predicted model, not a curated record.
CUCCUCCUCCUCUCAACUCAUUUUGGGUGUCGAUCGCCCGCAGACGACCCCACAUCUCCCCACGUAAGCUAGACCUGUUGAGAUAGUCCCGCUGAUGUCGAUGACAUUGCUCGCUGCCAGGAUCCGAAUCCUGGACCGCCGUCCAAAUCGCCACUCCCAUUGCUGCUGGACUGGUUGUCGCUGUACUCGCAACCGUGUUCUUCUGCUGCUACCGCCGGCGACACCAUAGCUCCACAUCUUCCGGCUCCGGCGGCAUGUCCCGCCGGCCAAGAGGAUCACCCAGCGCGCACUCGGGCUCGGUGCGGGCGCGUCUCAAUGCGCCGUCCUUCUUGUAUGGGCUCCUUCCUGGGACACGAUCUGUGCGCUCGCGAGACGGCAUGCGGGAUCCGAACUGGCAGAUCGACGACGGCGACGAGGAAGGUGAGUGGCUGCGCACUAACGGGCAUGCGCACCAGCCUUCCGCGUCCUCUUCGCUGUCCACUGUCCCCCCUUCCUUCGCAACGUCGCCGUACUUCCAGCCACAGAUCGAGGAGGAGCAGACGGAGGAGCAGGACCACGGAUACUUCCCUGUCCCGACCCACGGCCGCAGCAUAUCGGCGAGCGACAGCGCGCUCCUCCUGCGACCCGAGCGCAAGAGCCAUCCGAAGUCCCUCUGGGACCGUAUUGUCAAGUACACGGAUGGAUUGCGGAAGAGCCCGAGCUAUCGCUCGGGGCGCGUCCGUCCUCUCCGAGCUGUUCAGCAAUCUAAGCUCAAUCUCGACGAGGUGCCGACGGAGAUGCUACCACCUCCCUCGGGGAGUGUCUUGGACGGGGCCAAACCGUCCGGGCUGGGGGCGCGUCCGGGCGCGAUGGCAGCGUCCACGACGACGCUUCCUCCCGCCCCUGAGAGGACAUAUUCCGGAGAACACGCACCACACGAUUCGCACCACGCGUUGGCCAGAGCGGGCGAGCCUGACGAGCAGAGCAUUCUGUUGAUCUCCCGCGUACCUGGGCAGGAUUUUGCCAUUGAUGACACCACCACGGAGUACUCGACCGCCCUCCGCUGAUAAACAGCGGCCUACAUAUCACUUGCCACGCCCGAAUGGCGGAGCAUCCGGG